CAAAAGGACUUAAUUAUUUACAUUUAUGUAACAUUGCUCAUCGUGACUUGUUAUCAAUCAAAUACAUAGGGAUUCCUAUUGUCGCAAACCUGAAUUUGAAGAAAAAUUAUAGAUUUGGUGGAGUCAUAUCAAUGGAUGAAAAUGCGAAUGAUAUUACCAAAGUUUUCGGUAUCCCUGAUUAUAAUUUGAUACUUCAUAUAUUACGUGGAAAUCGUCCCAAACCUUCAACUUUGGGAACUUCGGAAAGCUAUAAUACUUAUUCAAAUCUUUAUAAGCAAUGUUGGGCAGAGGAACCAAGCGAACGACCUGCCAUUAAAUCCGUUGUUGAUACCUAA
Molecule: messenger RNA, 335 nt
Organism: Funneliformis mosseae
Lineage: Eukaryota; Fungi; Glomeromycota; Glomeromycetes; Glomerales; Glomeraceae
Source: the annotation of a GenBank genome assembly